Messenger RNA from Stylonychia lemnae, 3933 nucleotides. Lineage: Eukaryota; Ciliophora; Spirotrichea; Sporadotrichida; Oxytrichidae. The record is from the annotation of a GenBank genome assembly.
AUGGACCACAUCCUUGAAAACAAGUUCUUAAACAAAGAGAGUGCUUAGAGACAAGCAUUUGAAGAGCAUGACGAUAAGCUCUAAUUAAUAGACAAAUACGAAUAGAUGAAUGUUGAUGAGGCACAAUUCUAAAUAUUCGAAAGCUUCGUUAAGGAAAAGACAUAGUUGCUGGGCUACAUCCAAGAUCUAGUCGUUCAUUCAGCCAAAGCGCUUCAAAUAGAUGCUUCUCUCUUUUAUUCACAAGAAGUUAUUGAUCAGCAUAUAGGCAAAAUCAAGAACGAUGCAGAUAUCAUAAAUGUGAAAAACAGAGUCAUUAUUAUUCUAGAAAGAUAUUAAGAGCAGUCAGGAGUGCUUGAUUAGAUUUUGGAACAAAUCAUCUCACCCAUCAUGAAGUAUCUGCAAAUCUAUAUUAAGCAGGCUGUUGGCUAAAAUAACUAUGGAAUUCCAAAGGAAGUAUCUCACUUAUUCUAAAUUGUUCAUUGGAUCUGCAAAGUUAGAGGAUUCAAAACAAUCGUUAAAUUCUUCCCCCACGAAGUUAAUGAUAUGGAGCCUGUUGUAGAGAUGCUUCAUUUCUAAGAGACUGAGGAGUGGUGGAUUAGCUAUGUCCUGAUCCUCUGGCUUUCAAUUAUUGUGCUAGUGCCCUUUGAUAUUGAUACUAUAGAUUCGAAGAAGGAUAUUGAUAUUUUGGUCAAGAGAAUAAUCAACAUUUGCAAGACUCACAUCUCAAACUCAGGAAAGAUCAGAGAGGCCACUGCUGUUCUGCUUUCAAAGCUCAUGACUAGACCUGAUGUGAUUAAGUCAGGAGAAACAGACUUUUUCCUUAACUAUUUGGCAGUGGAAUAUGAGUAGUGCAAAAAUGAUGCGAAUUAGAUGUUUUUCGUCAGUGGCAUUCUUCAGACUUUGACAGAAAUUUUCAAAAUUGGCCACAGGGAAGAUUUAUUGGCCAGAGUUAAUACUGUCUUCGACCCUAUCCUGAAGAGUGAAGUCAAGAAUAAAUUCAUGGCCAAGAGCACCAAUCUAAGGAAAUCUAAGGUGCAACUGGCGCAGAGAAUUGGAUGUAUAUUCCUGAAACCCAAAGUAGCCAAGUGGAGAUAUCAAAGAGGUUUCAGAUCACUCCUAGAAAAUCUUCAAAGCAAGUCUACGCUCGCUUCAUCUUAAUAGCCUGCAUAAGAAGAAUAAGAGGAUGAAGAGAUGGAAGAAGAUGACAUUAAUUUUGAGCAGUUAGAGUACAUCAUUCAGUACUUAUUGGAGUCGUUAAAGGAUGAAGAUAAUGUGGUGAGAUGGACAGCAGCUAAAGGUCUUGGUCGUAUUACAGGAAGAAUGUCAAAAGAUUUUGCUGAUUAAAUUGUGGAAUAAUUAUUCGAUCUCUUUGACGACAAUGAGACUGAUUCCUCAUGGCAUGGAGGAUGUCUUGCGCUUGCUGAACUCUGCAGAAGAGGUCUACUAUUGCCAGAAAGAUUAGCGAGAUUCACUCCUACUCUUGAUAAAGCAUUGAUCUAUGACAUUAACAGAGGCAACCAUAGUGUUGGAGCUAAUGUGAGAGAUGCUGCUUGCUAUGUAGUCUGGUCAUUUGCUAGAGCGUAUGCUCCUGAAAUCAUGAAGCCUCAUGUUCAUACUCUCUCGACUUAGCUUAUUGUUGAGAGUUUAUUCGAUAGAGAGGUAAAUUGCAGAAGAGCAGCUAGCGCAACAUUUUAGGAGUGUGUUGGAAGGUAGGGAACAUUCCCUCACGGAAUAGAAAUUUUGACUGAGGCAGACUAUUUCACACUUAGCAACAGAGUCAAUGCCUACCUAAAUGUCUCCUGCUUUGUAGCCUAAUUCCCAGAAUACUUCGAGAGAAUGGUUUAGCAUCUAGCCUUCAUUAAGCUAAGACAUUGGGAACCUGAAAUUAGAGAACUUGCAGCCCAAUCCUUGUCAGUUAUUUGCGUUUUCAAUGCUGAGUAUAUUACAACUUAAAUCCUUCCCAAAUUAAUUGAGCUUUCAGUUGAUAAAGCUCUUCAUAUUAGACAUGGAGCUAUUCUUGGUGUCAGUGAAAUUCUAGUUGGGUUGUCAGGAAACUCCUCAAUAAAUAGAAAAGAAGUACUUGAAAGAGCAUUCAAAGCCCUAUCACUAAAAGAGAGAAAACUGAUUGAAGAGAGCUAGAAUAAAAAUGAAUUUUUGCAUAAAUAUUAGACAUUUAGCAGCACUAACUACCUUAAUGUGCAUGUUGCAGAGGGAUCAGAGCUAAGAUAGAAAAUCAAGCAUAUCAUUGAGGAGAUUGAUAAGCAAAAACUAUAUAGAGGUAAGGGAGGUGAGAUAAUGAGAGCAGGUGUUUGUCACUUGAUAUUCUCCUUAUCAAAAGCAAGAAUCCCCUUAUCUGAAGCCGAAAGGCUUUAUUUCUUUAAAACUAUGCAAGAAAACUUUAAGCAUCCAAAUAUUGAGAUAUAAGAAGAAUCUACUAAAGCUUUUAAGGCUUUCUGUCUGACAUAUCUUUCGCCAGAGGAUGAUCCUGAAAGGAUCUUAAUUUCUGACAAAUAGAUAGUAGCUGAAAUUAGGAGCAUGUUUAGACCAUCAGCUUUUGAUGAAAAUGUAGCUUUAACCAGAGGAUAUAAUAUGGCUUUUGGAGUGCUUUCAAGCUAGCUUUAUUAAGUGCUCUGCCCAGAUAUCUUUGAUACAUUGAUCAAGAACUCUAUUGCAAAAGGUAAAGAAUCCGAUGAUGCAGAUACGAGGAAGCAAGCAGUAAGGUCAAUAAUCUAGAGUCUUGAAAUUCAAGGAAUCAAAACUCUCCAGCACAAUAUACUUCACGAUAUCAUGGAAACUCUUUUCACUUGCAUGAAUGAUUACCAAAUUGACAGAAGAGGUGAUGUUGGAUGCUGGGUACGUGAGGUUGCUAUGCAAGCUCUAACCAGAUUUAUCAAGCUUCUAGUUGAGUCUCAAUAGCCUGAGAUAUUUGUGGCUCUCAAAGCAGAUUAACCAUAAUUCUAUGAGAAAUACGUUUGUGUACUUCUUCAAUAACUCAGUGAAAAAAUUGAUAAAGUUAGAGAAGUAGCCGGAAGAUGUCUCUAAUAAUUCUUCAAGAAAGCUGCACUUAACAUUACUGACUUCUCAGAGAAAGACCGACUUUCAGCCUUAUUCUGCUAGGAAUCAGAUCAGCAGACUAUCGCCAAUACUGAAUUGUCUGAUGAUCUUUCUUAUUUACCUUGGAGAAAUGCUGAUUUUGUAUUUAGCUAAUUGUCAACAUUCUUCGACUCUGCAGUGUAUUCACCAUCUAUAUUCAAGGGACUUAUUACUAGCAGUGGAGGACUUACUGAAUCAACAUUAAAAGCUAGUUCAAAUUCUUUGUUUGAGUAUCUAUCUACAAUGGGCAAAGAUAAAGAAUAAGGACUUAAAAAUAAGAAGGGAUUCCUUGGAAAAUUGAUUUAUAUAUUCCAGGAAAAUCUCAAAGAUGAGAGAGUAACUAUCCCCUUAAUGAAGACUAUCGAGAUGCUACUUACUUCAGAUUACCUUUCUGACCAAGAAUUGGUUGAUGAAUUGAAGCAAAUCCAUUAAUUGACAGUCUAGGAAUGCAAUAAAAACAAGAAUAUUGUAAAACUAAUGUCAUCUGCAGGUGUCUUUAGUGGAAUGCUCUAAUUUUAAGAAUAAGAUCUGCUGUAAAGAGCUGUUAGAAGUCUUCUUUUCUUGCUAUAUCACUCAUUCCCCAAAGUUAGAAUUUUGACUAGUGAGAAACUAUACACUGCUCUCUUGACUAUGGAGGAUUACUCACUGAUUAUUCCAAACGGUGAGGAAGACUAUGACAAAGCUGUAGAAAUGCUGAGUGAGACAAAUUGGUCUGAAAAAUUAAGCAUUAUCAGCACAGGUAAAGAGUCUAUGUAUGCAGUUUUUGGAAUGCAGACUCAAAAAGCUCAAGCUGAAGCUUAACCUAAAGCAGAUGGAGAGUCAGUUCAAAUCUCAACGUGA